Aplysia californica (California sea hare) is the source of this 6652-nucleotide messenger RNA. RefSeq names its product DNA-directed RNA polymerase, mitochondrial. The coding region runs from base 302 to 4849 and encodes 1515 amino acids. Gene Ontology annotation, cellular component: mitochondrial DNA-directed RNA polymerase complex. Gene Ontology annotation, molecular function: mitochondrial promoter sequence-specific DNA binding; DNA-directed RNA polymerase activity. The transcript has 32 exons. Gene Ontology annotation, biological process: mitochondrial transcription. The record is from RefSeq and is a predicted model, not a curated record. NCBI's taxonomy places the organism in Eukaryota, Metazoa, Mollusca, Gastropoda, Aplysiida, Aplysiidae.
AGAGAGAGAGAGAGAGAGAGAGAGAGAGAGAGUAUCCUAAACUCGGUAGCACCCGUUCGAUAGAAAUUAUUGAAUGAUGGCCAUCUGUGAUAAAUAAUCUAACGAAAAUAGCGAAACCGAUUGAAGAAUAAAAAAGGGGAACUUACUCUCCACGAAGAAAACAGUGUGAAGGACGCAGCACAGACUGGGUGAAGGAAGGGAAGCAUGGUGGUGUUGACAGUGUGUAAUCUUGUGUUGGAGUAAGACGAAAAUCAAUUUUUUCGGCCUUGCGCACCAGUGACACUUCUCAUACUCGAAAGCAAUGUCUUUUCAAAAGUUUUCGUAUUGCUGCAGGCUGCUGAUUUCUCGCAACAAUGUUUCUUUAAUUUCUCCAAGCAAGCCCGAUUUCUUCCGAAGCCCAAGUUGGACGAAUUGUGAUGAAUUUCAUCAACCUCGUCGAACAUUGUCUCGGUCCCUGUGUAGAUCCUGUCGACGUCCUUUUUCUUUAUUGUCAAAUGGCAACACAGUUCGCCGAUUUAAUAGCGGCUCUAGAAGCACUGAUGCUUUUGCAACAUCAUCAGAGAAAGAUAUUUUAAUACAAGAUGUUGGAGUGUGUGGAUUUGCUACCAAACCAAAACCCCACAUGACCUCGUCCAUGCACAAAUGGAAGAAGAAGAAAAGAAAGAGCAAAGCUCAGCAGAAGAGAGAGUUGGAGAAUCUGCAGCAUGACAUGAUCAAGUUACUGACCAAGCGAGCAUUUCAGCUUGUGCAAAACAAAUCCUUACUGGGAGCUCACCGUCAGGUGGUUACCACACAUGCCUUUAACGACUUUGCUCUGGAUCAAGACCACAACGAUACUAUCUCAGAAUUUGAUGCACACAGGAACAGUGGCCGAGCCUCUCAGACUUCCAAAUGGUCAAGCAGUUUCAUUGCUGAGGCUCUUGAGCCUCAUAUAAAGCUACAGGACACAACUGCCAUCACAGCGCUGAGGAAAGAGGAUGCUUUUCCUGCUCACAAUAAGCUGGAUCACGACAGGGAAACUACUGUCCCCUCAUUAGGAAAGAAUUUGGACUAUAUACAUUUCUCUUUUUCUGAUAUUUACGGAAAACUGGAAAAACAGAACCCCAGCACUGAUAUAAGUGGAUUUGAAUCUAGUCUUCAGCGUUUUGCAGCAGAGUUGAAAAUAGUAAGGGACCCACAGAAAAACAAUGAGAUGCUCAGCUCUCAUAAUUGGGUUGAAGACCAAUCCGAAGACUCGCUGCUUGUGAUGGAAAAUAUCAGAAGUUCUGGAGAUAUGAGAAAUACACCUGGUGAAGGUCAGCCUGCUGAAAUACUUAAGCGUAUAGAUAGUGACUGUCUACAGGCAAAGAUAGACAGCAGUAUACCAGACGAAUAUGAUAGUAUAGCAGAUGGACACAGUAGUAUAUCUGGAACAGCUGAGACUGAUGGGGUGAACAGCACAGAUCUUGCUGAUACCUAUUCUUCUCCCAUGCCUGUUGCUUUUUCUUCAAAAUCUUUAUACAAAGAUGUACUGGAAUAUUCUUCAACGGUCUCAGAUGGACAGAGGGAUGGCCAGAACGUUGUUCCUUCACUCUACGAUAGAUCAGCUGAUGAUGCAAGUUUUCCAUCUGGAAGAGGAGAGAAAAGUUUGUCAGAAGAGUACGUGGCAGAAUUGGAUACGCUGGGUGAGAGACAGGGGACAGAUGGACAACGAACAGAUGGACAGCGACGCUUGAAGCAGGAGAGACAGAGGAGCUCUGUGCAGAAAGAAGGCAGGGGUUCAAAGUUCGGCAAAGGAAAAGGCAAACAAAACAUCAGCAAAGAGUUUCAGGAGCUGAUUGACAAAGCUUUUGUUGAAGCCAGUUGCUUCACAGGAUGUGAAAAGACUGCUGUUAGAAAUCUUCAGUUUCAAGCAAUACACCACAAGAUAACUUCAAUUGAUGUCUUUGACAAACUGAUCCGAGUGUUUGCCAAAAAGGGUGACAUGACGACCAUUAGGUCUCUGUUCUCCAUGUUGAGACAACAAGAGCUGUCGCCCACGCUACAAACUUACGCCGGAUGUCUUGAGUGUGUGGCUAGAAUGGAAAGUCCUGAUGCUUCCAUUUGUGAAAAACUUCUUGCUGAUGUGGAGAGAGUUGGUCUCGACAUAGCUGAAGUGGCCAACUUCUGUAGCUUUGAGCUGGAUGAAUGGGACUAUGUCCUCAGGGCCAUUCGACUGGUUAUGCCAGAGUUCUCGCCGAAUCCAUCGACCAUCAUAAACAAGUACAAUAAUGAGCUUCUCAGAGGCCUGAACGAAAAUAACGAUCUGAGGCUUGAGGAGAACCAGUAUGCCAUCAGCCUGGGCCGGGAGGAGAUGAUGGACCGUUUGUGGCGUCAGCUAGACAUGGAGAAAAGUGGGGAGGUCUCGGUGGACUCUAUAUCCGCCCCAGUGUUUGACAGCAGCACUGAUGCCAAGACUAAAAGACUGAAGGACCAGAUCCUAUCCUACUGGCAAAAAUCUCUUUUAGAUUCAUUCAAUAGCAAACUAGUCAGCUAUGAGAAAAAAGCUCAAGACAACAUCAACAUGACGCUGUUUCCCUACCUGAAGCUGUUCCCUCCAGAGGACUAUGUGGACAUCAUUUUCAAGACGCUGAAGGAAUUGUUCAGCUCAUCAGAGGGUUACAGUCCCACACAGGCCAUGCUGCAGAUCAACAUGGGCCGAGCCGUCAACAGGAAGUACAAUGUGGAGUCCAGGCUGGCUGCUGGAAUGGACACAAAGAUGGUUCGCCUGUACGAGCUCUACAUGGAGGAAUAUCUGAGUGAGUCUGGACCACUGGACAACCAUAGACUGAUGUGGCUACGGGCCAUGUGCCAGAACUUUGAUACCAUCAACAUGGAUAUGUCCCCUAAGAAAUGGCCUCGGUACGUGAUCAAAGGGGUGGGGAAGUUUCUCCUGGACAUGAUUCUCUACGACCUCAAGAUCAAUGCCAACAUGAUGAGGCCCAGAGCCCCACAGAGACCUGUGCCAGCAUUUUGCACCAUCUACAGACCAGAUGUCUCUCUCACCACUAAUGCUGAAAUAAAGUUACACCCCGUUGUCAUGAAGCUGUUCAAGGUGGAUUACUCUGAACCAUUCAGCUUUGCCCCUGGCGUCGUGCCCAUGCUUGUCCCCCCUGUACCCUGGAUCUCCAAGAAUAUUGGCAGUUUGUUGCUGGGAUCUAAUGCCCUGGUGCGAAUUGGUGACGACAUUCACCAUGUGGACGCCCUGAAGGAUGUGAAAGAGACGCAGUACUCAGCCGUACUGGACAGCCUCAACACACUCAGUGCUUGUGCCUGGAAGAUAAAUACACCAAUUCUUGACCUACAGAUACAGCUGUUCAACAAUAAGGGAGACAACCUGCUCAAAGUUUCUCCCCCUGCGUCAGAAAUGCCACCUCUGCCAGCAGUAACUUCGGAGAUGUCCAGCAAAGAGAAAGCGUUGUUGUAUCGCGAGCGUAUCCAGCUGCAGCAGCAGAAACAGGACAUGCACGGCUUGUGGUGUACUGACUUGUACAGGCUCUCUAUAGCUAACAAGUUUCGUGAUGAGACAUUUUGGUUUCCUCACUCCAUGGAUUUCCGGGGCAGGACAUAUCCACUCCCACCUCAUUUCAACCACUUAGGCAGUGACAAUGUCCGUGGGAUGUUGCUAUUUGCCAAAGGGAAACCUCUCGGAGACAAAGGGUUAGACUGGCUCAAGAUUCACCUCAUCAACCUCACGGGCCUGAAGAAAAGGUGUUCGAACCAAGAGCGACUUGAGUAUGCGGAUAGCAUUAUGGAAGAUAUUCUAGAUUCUGCUGAUCACCCACUGACAGGCAGGAAGUGGUGGCAACAGUCGGAUGAGCCAUGGCAGACACUGGCCUGUUGCAUGGAGCUGGCUCAGAUUGCCAGACAUGAAGGAAACAUUGAGGACUAUGUGUGCCAUUUCCCUGUGCAUCAGGACGGUUCGUGUAAUGGCCUCCAGCACUAUGCGGCCAUUGGCAGAGACCAGGCAGGAGCAGAGUCAGUCAAUUUACAUCCCUUUGAUAUACCGCAGGAUGUCUACAGUGAUGUCGUGGAACUGGUGGAGCGAGAAAGGAAGAAAGAUGCAGAAAACGAUGUUGAAAUUGCCCAAAUUCUGGAUGGUUUCAUCAAGAGAAAGGUCAUUAAACAGACCAUCAUGACCACUGUGUACGGAGUGACCAAGUUUGGAGCCAAGCUACAGAUCCACAGACAGCUCAAAGACAUACCAGACUUCCCCACAGAGAAGGCAUGGGAAGCCAGCCUGUAUCUCACAGACCGAACCUUCGUGUGCUUGAGAGAAAUGUUCACAGCUACAAAAGACAUUCAGGACUGGCUGACAGAGGCGGCGCGGCAGAUCUCGGCUGUCCUCCCUGUGGACUGGCAGACGCCGCUUGGAUUUCCCGUGUUACAGCCUUACUUCAAGAAACUUCAUAAAGGAGAUCCAAAACAGGACAAAUUCAAACCCAACACUCUGAAGCAGAAGAACGCAUUUCCUCCCAACUACAUCCACUCCUUGGACUCCACACAUAUGAUGUUGACAUCUCUCUACUGUAUGCACGCUGGGAUCACGUUUGUCUCUGUCCACGACUGUUACUGGACGCACGCCUGUGAUGUGUCCGUCAUGAACAAGGUUUGCCGUGAACAGUUUGUCAACAUGCACAAGCAGCCACUGCUGGAGGACCUGUCAGAACAUUUGGUGGAGCUGGUGCAGAGGGCCAUGAGGGACCCCACUCUAUGUGAAGAGAUGAAGAAAAUUGACACUCAAGCUUUGCUGUCUCUGCUACAGGAUGUUCCCAAGAGAGGUUCAUUCAAUUUGGACAAUGUGCUGAAGUCGCCAUAUUUCUUCAGUUGAUGGACUGAACUUGUUAAGUUGUGAAAGAACAAGUUUCUUCUCCCCACCACCACCAACACCAAGAAUCAAAACAGAAAUAUUAUAUUGGCUGUGACCCGAGCUUGUGUGUUUCGCAUUUAUUGUCAUAAUGGAUGUUUAGUCUAAUAACUUAUAGUUGACCUUUGUGAAGGAAGUUGUGAUGAAAGAGGUUUUUGAUUCACUGACUUUCUCAAAAAGACCUAGUCUGUAAUAUGGUCUGGCUGGUCAUUACGUUUGUGCAGAUAUCGUACACAUAGAUGUCCUUGCCUAGUAGUAAACUUAUAUAGACUGCAGACUUAAAAAAGCUUUUAUGUGUGUAAAGUCUUGGCAGGGCUGCCAAGUUGGGAAAAAUUAAUCGAGGGACACAUCGGACUUCGCAGGGCUACAUAACUUAUAAGACUUACCCCCCCCCCCCCUAAAAACUCUUUGGAUUUGUUAACCCUUUGAGCCCUGAGCUGCUCCACUAAAGCGUAUCUCUGUUCCUGGGUUCCCCAGCCAAAAUAGACCAAAAUGCAUAGGGUACAGAUGGACAGCCAUAUCUAACUCUUUGCCUACUGAAAUUUUUUUGGAGUUUGGACUGAAUUAUUUCCCCUAAAAAAUUUACAGCCCAGGGUAUGUCAGAAAAACAGUCAUAACUUCACUAAAAAUGUAGCUGCUAUCUCUUUAGUUUUGGUCAGAAAUCAAAGGAAAAUGAAUGGACUGUCGCAAUAAAUUUGAUUUGAUGCUAAAUUAAUUGAAAUAAAGAAAUGACAGGGAGUGAAAGAGAGGGAACUUUCUGACAAUAAAAAUAGGAACAUAAAAAUUGAAAACUAACCUCCAAAUAUUGCUUUUAUUCUUCUACUAUCCCAGGUAUCCUCCAGUAGAGCAAACUGCAGCCAAUAUCCAAUAAACAACAGUUGGAAUCAUGUUGAUAGGUCCAUAUUUGUAAAAGUUAUGUCCAUUUUAGUGUCGUUGGGUGAAAAUGCAUAAUUUAUAAAAAUUCAGCCGAAACCAGAAAAGAACAACAAUACUACUCUAUACAACAAUUGACAUCUGCCCCAUCAAAGUCAAUCAAAUGUUGUCCUUGUGCCCUCUCAGUUGGAGUGCCUUCUGGUCUUCUGCCCUUUUGUAGUGUGGGGAGAAUAGCAAGAUGACUUAUGCUUGCAGCCACAGCAGUCAAUUCCUUGAUAAGUAUGUCCUUGAACUGUGCAAGUGGCAUUUGCUUUGUCUCUGUUGGACGUGAGAGUUUGAACAGUAUGUGCGAAUUUACUUGCGCCACUUCAGUCAUCCAGGCAAACACUUUUUUCCACCAUUUCUUGGUUUUACGAGAAUGAGUGCCAUAAUAUGAGAUGAGUUGAUCUAUUCGAUCGCACCAAUUCAUCUUCAUGUUAUAGUCUUGCUCCAUGAUCGGCUUUUCUACUGGUUGCCCUACUUCCUGCACAGUCACCAUGCCGGCAGUACUAUGCGUAGACACCAGAAUGCACAGCUUUUUAGCUUUUUUGUCCCUCCAGCUGGCUACAAGCACCUUAGAGUUUUUAUCCUUGUAGAAAACUACUUCUCUGUGGUGAGCAAGUGUUUGUGUUUUGAGCUGAGGUGGAAAUCCCUUUCGGUUGACUUGAAGGGUGCCGGUGUAAUUGUAGUUUUUCUCCUGGAGGUAUUUGAGGAGUGCAGCAGAUGUAUAAACCCUGUCUGCAUAGAUGGGAUGGUGAGGCUUCAAUAGUUCCAGCAAUUUGUCCAAAACCUUCACUGCAUGGGCUGAUGGUUGAUCCACUUCUGGUCAGUACGACGUUCCCAUUCCGAAAUAAA